AUGGAUCUUUCGGUUCAGAAUAAAAUGAUCAAGCAUUUAGAAGAAAUAGAAGAAGCUGGUGAAAUGGUAUUAGCUAAGCAACAAGAAUGCAUAGUGUACGACAGGAAUCGGCAAAAAUCACGUGAAGCUGUGCGAAAGCUAAUGCAAUUGGAUUCAGAAAAUAAACAGUGGGCGUGCUUAUCUGACCAGUUCUUUCUGUUUCCAUCUGUUGGAUUAAGGAAAGCAAUUGAGGAGGAUAUUGAAGUUUAUGAUUCUGAAAUCCAGAAAUUAAAUCACCAAUUGAAGGAAGAUAUUAAUUGGUUACAUGAACUUGAAGGUAAAGAACCCCUCAAAGGAUUUGACUUGUUACCACUAAAAAAUUAA
Molecule: messenger RNA, 363 nt
Organism: Schistosoma margrebowiei
Lineage: Eukaryota; Metazoa; Platyhelminthes; Trematoda; Strigeidida; Schistosomatidae
Source: the annotation of a GenBank genome assembly